GGUGGGCGCGUGCUGUCAUCCACACCUGAUGUCCGUUGAUUACUUGAUGAAACUAUCGUGACUUUUGUUGCUAAAUGUAGCUAUCCAUCGGACAACAUUGGACACCUCCGUUUAUACUCGUGGUAUGCGAACUUAGAAAAGCCGGUGAGAGAAGAAGUUAUUCGGACGUGAUAUCUGGAGACCGGGGGACGUUAUGAAAACUGUUAAAAGCGAUGGAGAGGUGACGGUGGUGUCAGUAAAUCGAUUUACCAGAGAGGUACCUCCCUCUGGGAUGUCCAAGAAUGGGUACUUCUUUCAAGAAAUGGAGCAGCGGGAGGUGGAGCAGGAGGAGGGCAGCGAGGGCCGAGAGGAGGGACAGGACUCGCCGAUCGCCUGCGGAGAUGACAUCCACCUCUAUGACAACCAGAUCAGCCCUGGGCCAGACGCUGACGACUCGGGUUGCGUGUUACUGAACACGUCAAGAAAGUAUGUGAAGCUAAUGAACUUUGAAGAGGAGAUCCGGGCCCACCGGGACCUGGAUGGCUUCCUGGCGCGGGCCACUAUCCUGCUGGAUGAGACCGCUGCCUCCCUGGAUGACGUCCUGAAGAGAAUGCUGCACCACGUGGGCCAGGACAGCAAUGCAUCUGAGCCCAGCUGCAACUUCGAGGAGGUGAUGAGCAUGCUUUUCACAGAUGCAGGAGCACAGGAGGUCAACGACAAAUCUCAAAGUUUCGUUUUCUUUGAUGACGUGCAUCUACUGUCAGAGACCAUCCAGGGAGUGACAGCCACCGCUACCGGGAUCCAGUACCAGCAGUCCUGGCUCUGCAUCCUCUGCAACGUGAAGCAUCUCCAGCGGCGUCAUGUGUGCAUCUCCCGUCUGGAGAGGCCGCAAAACUGGGGGGAAAACUGCUGCGAGGUCCGCUAUGUCAUCCUGAUCCUGGCUCCGCUCAAAAUGAAAAGCACCAAGACAGCGAUGGAGCUGGGCAGGACGUUUGCCACCCUCUUCUCUGACAUCUCCUUCAGGCAGAAGCUGCUGGAGACCAAGACGCAGGAGGAGUUUAAGGAGGCUUUGGUGUUACAGAGGCACCAGCUGACGGCAACCAACCAGCUGCCCACCGCUUUGGGGAAGGAGGAGACCGACCCCCGCAGUCACAAGCCCCUCAAGUGUCAAGAUUUCUUCAAAGCCGGCCGGGGGAUUUAUGAAGACUUCUGUCGCCGACUGCCUUUCUACCCCUCUGACUUCACAGAUGGUAUAGUUGGCAGUAAUAAAACCCUGCUGAAGUACAUGACCACAGCCAUCUUCCUCUACAUCGCCAUCCUCCUCCCCGCCAUCGCUUUCGGCUCCCUCAAUGACGAGAGCACACGUGGUGAGAUAGAUGUUCGGAAGACCAUCAUCGGCCAAAGCAUUGGCGGGGUCAUCUACUCGCUGUUCGCCGGCUCUCCUCUGGUCAUCCCCCUAACCACAGCUCCCCUCGCCAUCUUCAUCAGCGUGAUCCGAGGAAUCUGUGACGACUACAACCUGGACUUCCCAGCUUUCUAUGCCUGCAUUGGUCUGUGGAACUGCCUCUUCCUCAUCCUGGGAGGGAUCUUCAAUGUCAGCCUGCUCAUGAAGCUCUUCAAAAGGUCCACAGAGGAGGUCAUUGCACUGUUUAUUUCCAUCGCAUUUGUUGUGGAUGCAGUGAAAGGCACAGUCAAAAUCUUUCACAGGUACUACCACGCCCCAACGCUGGCUAACGGAAGCAUAGAGACCUUCCCUCAGGGUGCAGACCUGCUCAGGGGAAACCGGAGCGAGUUGGCGGCUGGGUUAGCGCUCAACGCCCUCCCUGAAUCUGUCAUCCAUUGCACUCGAGAGAGGCCCGUCCUCUGCCUUCUGCUGAUGCUAGGGACCUUAUGGAUGGGCUAUACUCUCUACCAGUUCAAACGGAGCCCGUUCCUGCAUGCCAAAGUGAGGGAGGUGCUGUCGGACUGCGCCCUGCCCAUCUCAGUGCUCCUCUUCUCCUUCAUCGGCUCCUACCUUUUCAGUGACAUUGAACUUCCCGUCUUUAAAGUUCACGACCGGCCCGUCUUCAACGUGGCUCCGUUCGAGCGUCUGUCGGCCAUGAACGUGGUCAGCGCCAUGGGCCUGGGAUUCCUCCUGGCCCUCCUCAUCUUCAUCGACCAGAACAUUGUUGUCUCACUGACCAACGCACCGGAGAACAGGCUGCUGAAGGGCACGGCGUAUCACUGGGACCUGAUGCUUUCUGGGCUCAUCAACAUACUGAUGUCGGUGCUGGGGUUGCCCUGGAUGCACGCCGCCUUCCCUCACUCCACCCUCCAUGUGCGCCAGCUGGCUUUCGUGGAGCAGCGUGUGGAGGGGGGCCACCUCUAUGAGACUAUUGUCCAGGUGAAAGAGACCCGGCUGACGUCUCUGACUGCCAACAUCUUCAUCGGUGUGUCGGUGCUGUUACUGCCUCUCCCGCUGCAAUGGAUCCCCAAACCAGUCCUGUACGGCCUCUUCCUCUACAUCGCCCUCACCUCCAUCGACGGAAACCAGAUGUGCGACCGCAUGGCUCUACUCCUCAAGGAGCAGACGUCUUACCCGCCCACCCACUACAUCCGCAAAGUGCCCCAGAGGAAGAUCCACUACUUCACCUUCCUGCAGAUGAUGCAGCUGCUGGUCCUCUGCACGUUUGGCAUGUACCCCAUACCGUACAUGAAGAUGAUCUUCCCUCUGUUCAUGGUCAUGCUAAUUCCAAUAAGGAACAACGUGCUUCCUCAUAUCAUUGAGGCCAAAUACUUGGACAUAAUGGAUGCCCAACACAUGUAGCCGCAGACGGAGACAGGUUCUGGAUCCACUAACAAAGAUGGGGUCUGGAAUUGAGAAAAUGACAAGAAAUGAGGAUUAAAAAACAACAAGAUUUCUUUCAAUGCAACACUGUACGGAAGCAAAAAGGAGAAUAACCGACUGUUUGGAUUUUUGUAUCCGAUGAGAACAUUCUUACAGGUGAAGCACUGGACAUGUGGGAAGUCGCGUGAGAAAGAUGAGAGCUGUUGGAGAUAUUUCCAAACGGGGACAGAGAGCAUCUCUCUGAGGGAAAGUUAUACCGAAGAACAAGAGCGUCCAGAACUCCCUGUGUCACCUCCGUUUGACCUCGUCAGCUUGUUCAGUGCCAUAUAUACCUCCACGUUCUCCUCUCACGCCAUACCAAUAUAAUUACAAUAUCCUUACUGAAGUGUAUUCAUUUGUGUGUUAAGCUAAAAGGACUCUCUAAUACUGUGUUAGUAAUUAAGAAUGCUGCCAGUGUACAUCAUAGAGUACGUAGAAAGGUGUAAUGGCACAAUGUAAGUAUGAACAACAUCUUUUUUUUUUUUACACUUUGCACUCACAUAGUAUUAUUAUUCGGGGAAAUAUUGCAUACUUUGUGUUGAACUUAAAUACUUGUUUCUGUGGCUGAAUUAGCUGGUGAGAGCAAAGAGCACUGCAUUCAUGCCACUGCAAAGUAAACCUGUACUUUUUGUAAUUCUGUCAUUGUGCAGUGUUAAAACCUUUACAUUCCUGCACCUUUUAGCUGUGAUCCCCCUUUUUCUACGAAGGACCCUUGUGCCCGGGCAUAUUUAGUUUCUGAGUCAUUCCAGCAAAUGUCAGUGUUCAUCAAGGGGUGCGUGUGUGUGUGUGUUUGUAUGUGUGUGGCAGGGGGUGUGUGUUUGUUUGUGUGUGUGUGUGUGUGUGUGUGAAAGACUAGUCUGUCCGUCUAGCUUAAUGCCAGCUCUUUAGAGAAGCUUAUUUUUAUGAUGGAGUUUAAUUUACUCAGCCAAAUAAAAAACAUUCCACAGGUAUUUAUUACAUACAUAUGAGAAUUAUUUAGAACGACAGCACAAACCAAAUCAUCUAGUAAAAUUGUUAUCAAAUUAUGAAUAUAUUAGAAUAUACUAUGGCAAUACAAGAAACCGACUUUUAGGUUAAAUUCAAAUAAAAUAUUUAUUUAUCACAAUGACAGUUUAUCUUUUAAGUACAACAUAAGAAUUGUAAAUGUUUCUCCCUCACUGGAAAGUGGUUUGUAAUUGUCCGUUUGCUCCUUUACAUUCCACAGUCACUGGUUCUUGUCGUCUUACAUCUGGCUUUGGCGCAGUGUUAACAUAUCAACGUCCCUUCCAGCUCCAUGUCAAAGUCCAACACAGUUCUGGUGCAUUGCUAGAGAAGAUGAAAGGCAGGUAAAGGUACAAAAAUAAAGAGAAAGAACGCAUUUGUGAGCUUUGGAAUCAACAAAAUGCAUCUCUUUUUUUAUUUUUAUUUUUGUGAACCAAUAUUCAAAGACGAGUUUUAGAAUAAUCUGGUUUUGUUUCAUAUUUAGAUGUUAUGAUUAGACCAAUGCUUGCAAAUGUUGUCAUGUAACAAUCCAGACGUCUGGAAAGAUUAUCUUAUCUACAGAACAAAAAGAACAAAAAAAAAAGAAAAUUUCUAAGCGAGCUCUGGUUUGCUUGAAGCAUGACUCAUCUGGGUUUUUGAUACAAUGGGAUGCCAAUGACUUGUAUCCUAAGAUUAUUAAAAAAAGUAGCAAGUCAAAACCGUAACUUCUCCAUAAACCGAAUGCAACACUCAAUAUUCAGCAAUACUGUGUAUAAAAA
Molecule: messenger RNA, 4584 nt
Organism: Etheostoma cragini (Arkansas darter)
Lineage: Eukaryota; Metazoa; Chordata; Actinopteri; Perciformes; Percidae
Gene: slc4a11
Product: solute carrier family 4 member 11
Exons: 21
Coding region: 194-2785 (863 amino acids)
Biological process (GO): monoatomic anion transport; transmembrane transport; monoatomic ion homeostasis
Cellular component (GO): basolateral plasma membrane; plasma membrane
Molecular function (GO): solute:inorganic anion antiporter activity
Source: RefSeq, a predicted model, not a curated record